Molecule: messenger RNA, 1751 nt
Organism: Labeo rohita (rohu)
Lineage: Eukaryota; Metazoa; Chordata; Actinopteri; Cypriniformes; Cyprinidae
Product: macrophage mannose receptor 1
Exons: 7
Coding region: 73-1716 (547 amino acids)
Source: RefSeq, a predicted model, not a curated record
CUCUAAUUUCUGACAGAUAAUGUUUGACCAUCUUUUAUUAAAAUCCAGCAGAGAGGAUCUGUGUGAGCAGUCAUGGACGGGAGUCUGUUUGUGCUGCUUCUGCUAUCAGGGGUCUUGAGGACCACUUCUGUUGUUUAUAAAGAGUACUACUAUAUAAAUGCAAAAAUGUCGUGGCCAGAGGCUCAGAGUUACUGCAGAGCGAAGUACACUGACCUGGCUUUUGUAGAGACCAUGGGUGAUGCAAACAGGCUGGUGAAUAUAGUGGAUCCUGGAUACAGUGGAUCAGUGUGGAUUGGACUGAAGAGGGCGACACAGAAACGCUGGGGUUGGUCUAGUGGAGAAGAUACACUUGCACAGUUCAGCGCCUGGUAUGGAGCAGUAAACAGUCAAGACGACUGUGGCUUUUUGGUCUAUGGAGUAUGGUUUACUAAUCAAUGCACAUCUGUGAUUCACUUUGUUUGCUACAAUGGUGACACUGGAUACGUCAGGGUGGAGAUGUGGAAGAACUGGGCCGAUGCUCAGAGCUACUGCAGAACGUAUUACACAGAUCUGGCCACCAUCCGCACCGCUGAUGAACUUGCACUGCUCAACAGUCUUGUUCCGUCGGGAGCAUCGCUAUGGAUUGGUCUGUUCCUGGACUCUUGGGAAUGGUCUGACAAAUGGAGCAACUUCUUCAGAAACUGGGCAGCAGGUCAACCAUCCCAGAUUUCAGGAUCUGGUGACUGUGUCAGCAUGUCAACAACCAAUUCUGGGAAAUGGAUUCAUGAAAGCUGUAAUCUACGGAGUCCUUUUAUCUGCCAUGGAGGGCCCAAGUUUCCUUACCGCUUCUACCAGUAUGUGAAUGAAAGCAUGACCUGGCUAGAUGCUCAGAGUUACUGCAGAGCGAGAUUCACUGAUCUGGCCACUGCUGACAGCAUGAGUGAUGUGAACAGGCUGGUAAAUACAGUGGAUUCUGGAUACAGUGGUUCAGUAUGGAUAGGUCUCCAGGCUGGGACAUGGCAUUACUGGAUCUGGUCUUUAGGGGAAGGCGCAGUCAACUAUAAAAUGUGGAGUCCAGGAGAACCAAAUGGUGACGGGAUGUGUGUGAAAUGUUAUAAUGGCAGCUGGUAUGAUGAGAUGUGCAACAGCAUGCUCCCAUUUGUGUGUUUCAGUGACAGCACUGGUUUCGUGAUUAUUAAUAAUGCUAUGGCAUGGAGAGAUGCUCAGAAUUACUGCAGACAAUACCACACUGAUUUGGCGACUAUCACCAGCCCAGAGCAGCUGAAUCUGAUCCCAAGUCAAUUUCCAUUCUGGAUUGGUCUGCAUCUGGACUUUUGGCAGUGGUCUGAUGACUGGGACCUCAGUUUUAGAUACUGGGCAGCAGAUCAACUGUUCCUGAGUUCAGCACCUGGUAUCUGUGUUGGCAUGUCAAAAAGCAAAUCUUGGAAAUGGGCUCAAUACAGCUGUGAUCUACAGCAGCCUUUUAUCUGCUAUGGAGAUGACAAGUUAAUUAAAAAACAGAUUGUGCGAUUGAAGUUGUCCUGUAAUGGAAAAUGCACACUGAAUGAUCCUGCACUACAGACUGCCUUUCUAAAUGUGAUAAGUGAAAAGCUGAAGAGCAUGGGGCUGGAAAGUGACAAAAUGAGCUGGAUACAGGGGGAAGAUGAAGAGGUGUUUCAUCCUGAGAGUGAACAUACAGUGAAUUCAAAUAAUGACUGUAAUAGGCAGCAAUUGUGAAUGCAUUCCUUUAAAGUUAACUUUUAAAACAGAUU